Messenger RNA from Exophiala bonariae, 1389 nucleotides. RefSeq lists its product as uncharacterized. Gene Ontology annotation, molecular function: lipid binding; protein binding. Bases 1 to 1389 code for a protein of 462 amino acids. Gene Ontology annotation, cellular component: mating projection tip; Rvs161p-Rvs167p complex; actin cortical patch. The transcript is spliced from 2 exons. Gene Ontology annotation, biological process: actin cortical patch localization; plasma membrane tubulation; endocytosis. Lineage: Eukaryota; Fungi; Ascomycota; Eurotiomycetes; Chaetothyriales; Herpotrichiellaceae. The record is from RefSeq and is a predicted model, not a curated record.
AUGCAAAGCGUUCAGCGGCACUUUGGCAAAUAUAUGAGGAGGAGUGCUGACGAGCAUAAUGUCUCCGUAUUGCUCAAAGAUUUUGACGAGGCCGAUCAUUUGUUGGCCAAGAUCAUAGAAGCAUCCAAAGCCUGGAGCGAGUCCUGGGUUUCCAUCUUGACCCACCAGCAUCGCAUCUUCGAAGAGUUUGAGGCUCUCUACAAUCCUAUCGUUGGGGCCGGCGAGGACUACCACGGCCAUGUUGCUGUUCUCACCCCCGAACCUAUCGUCCGCCGAACAAACCGAAUACGGAAUGAGUAUGGCGACCUGAAGAAGGACUUGACCGAAGACCUCAACCAAGUCGAAGAGAGACUGAUUAAACCUGCUCAGUCCGCGAAAGACGAUCUGCAGUUGUUCAGAAAGACCAUCAAGAAACGAGAAGACCGAAAGCUGGACUUUGAGAGAUAUCAAUCUCGGGUGGACGGUGCCCUCAAGAAAACAAAGCGCUCCGAGAGGGAUAACGCCGCCUUGCUAAAGUCCCAGGCCGACCUGGCUGCUGCUACAGAGGCAUAUCAAGCGGCAGAUGAUCAUUUGAGGAAUUGUCUACCCCGUCUGUUGACCUCUGUCUUCUCUUUGCUCCCUCACUUCCUCGCUGCUCAGAUUCAGAUCCAAAAUGGUCUUUUGGGGCAUUACUACACCAUGUUACAUGCUUAUUGCUCCGAGGAGGGUUUCCCUUCCCCGGCCCCGCCGAUGGAUGAGGUAAUCCGAAUGUGGGAUGAUGCGUUCAAACCUGUCCAGCAAGAAGCCGAGUCAUUGCCCUUCCUGGCCAGCGGGAAGGCGGUUAGGAUGCCCAUGAAUCAGGAAAACGGCCACGGUCCAGGUCAUACCAAUGGCUAUCGGCGUCCCAGUGCUACAUCAGCUUUCAAUCGAACGCAAUCAGUCUCUCCCGCCAGAGCCCUGCCUCCAUCCCCUUCUUACGAUAACAAACCAAAGAUUGCCUCCUCCCCAUCCGGACUGUCAUUACUCUCUCCACCAACCCCUCAAGAGACCCUUCCAAGUCCAUCGCCAUCCACUUCACUCUAUCAGACCCCGAUGUCUUUCUCCCCUGCCGGACCAAACGUCGACUAUUUCUCACGUGACCGGCAGCCGUCGAGUACAUCACUGUCAUCUGCCAUUUCAAGUUCUAUUGCGCAGAAAAAGAGACCUCCGCCCCCACCUCCAAGACUUCCCUCUCAACCAUCAUUGUUCGUAACAGCUUUGUACGAUUUUGACGGCCAGAGUGUGGGUGACCUGAUCUUCCGGGAAGGUGACAGGAUUCGUGUACUCAAGAAGACGGAAAGUACGGACGACUGGUGGCAGGGUGAGCUAAGAGGUACCAAAGGGCCCUUUCCUGCCAACUAUUGCCAGUGA